AUGUGCGAUAGUCCGUUGAGCAAAAGACAGAAGAGAAAGACUGCCGAGGAACCAGAAUUAUCUCUUAAUCAUGGUAAUAGCGAACAAGAAUCCAAGGCAGAAAAUCAGAAUGAUCGCACCGAGAAAACACCAGAUCCAGAUUCACUUUCGCUAGAAUCAUCAUAUGCUAAAUCCCAUACUCCCAGAAAACUUGUUUUGAGUUCUGGUGAAAACCGAUACGCCUUUUCCCAACCCACGAACUCAGCAACUUCUUCACUACAUGUACCGAACUUGCAACCACCGGAAACAUCUUCUAGGGGCCGUGACUAUAAGGCUUACUCCCAAUCGCCACCUAGGUCUCCGGGGAGGUCCCCGACUAGGAGGUUAGAAUUGCUUCAACUAUCACCAGUGAAGAAUAGUAGGAUUGAAUUGCAAAAACUAUAUGAUAGUCACCAACCAUCGAGUGAACAACAAGGCAGGCUGUUUAUUGACAAGCUCGUUCUCGAUAAUUUCAAAUCUUAUGCUGGUAAGCAAGUAGUGGGGCCCUUUCAUACAAGCUUCUCAGCCGUAGUGGGCCCCAACGGUUCUGGUAAAUCAAAUGUCAUCGACUCGAUGCUAUUUGUAUUUGGGUUUAGAGCAAACAAGAUGAGACAGGAUAGGCUAUCCGACUUGAUUCAUAAAUCUGAAGCUUUUCCGAAUUUACAAUCAUGUUCUGUAGCAGUGCAUUUUGAGUACGUCAUUGAUGAACCUUCAGGAACCUCUAGAAUAGAUAAAGAAAAGCCCGGAUUAGUUAUUACAAGAAAGGCAUUUAAAAACAACUCCUCAAAGUAUUACAUAAAUGGAAAAGAAAGCAGUUAUACGGAAGUGACAAAGCUUUUGAAAAAUGAAGGUAUCGACUUAGAUCAUAAAAGGUUCUUAAUCCUACAAGGUGAGGUUGAAAACAUUGCUCAAAUGAAGUCAAAAGCGGAAAAGGAGAGCGAUGAUGGAUUACUAGAAUAUUUAGAGGACAUUAUUGGAACGGCCAACUAUAAACCGUUAAUCGAGGAGCGACUGAGCCAAAUCGAAACAUUAAACGAAAUAUGCCUCGAAAAGGAAAACAGAUUUGAAAUCGUCAAUCGAGAAAAAAAUUCAUUGGAAUCAGGAAAGGAAACUGCAUUGGAAUUUUUGGAAAAGGAGAAGCAAUUAACGCUUUUGAAAUCAAAAUUGUUUCAAUUUAAAUUAUUGCAAAGUAACUCUAAAUUAGUUAAUACUUUAGAGAAAGCUUCCUCUUUGAAUAAAGAUUUUGAAUCCGAAAAGAUAAAAUUUCAGGAAUCCUUGAAAAAGGUUAAUGAAGUUGAAAGUCAACGUAAAGAAAUCAAAGAUCGAAUAUCAUCUUGCGCUUCUCAAGAAAAGACGCUGGCUCUGGAAAAGAGAGAACUAGAAAGCACCAGAGUUUCUUUAGAAGAAAGAACAAAGAAUCUGGUUAACAAAAUGGGGAAAGCAGAAAAGAUUUUGAAGUCGACCAACCAAUCAAUAUCUGAAGCUGAACAUCUUCUCGAAGAACUUCAUGGGGAGCAGAAUGAACACGAAACAGAGGUUAAAGAUUUGAACCAAUCGCUGGAAGAGGAACGUCGAAUACUCGAUAAUAUCAAAUUAUCUUUAAAGGAUAAAACUAAGGACAUUUCUGCAGAAAUUAUUCAACAUGAAAAGGAUUUAGAACCUUGGGAUCUCCAACUUCAAGAGAAGAAAUCGCAAAUACAAUUAGCAGAAUCGGAACUAUCUCUAUUAGAAGAAACUCAAGUCAAGCUGAAAAAAAAUGUUGAAUCUUUGGAAGAGAAUAUUUCCGCAAAGAAAGCACGCAAGCAAGGGCUACAAGGGUUUAUUCUCGAUCUAAAAAAGAACCUAAAGUCACUCAUAGAUGGAAGAUCGCAAGGUGAAAAAGAUUUUAAUACUGCCAAUUUAAAGUUAAAAGAGAUGCAAACGAUUUUGAACGCCCAUCGUCAACGUGCCAUGGAAGCUCGCUCUUCCCUAUCAAAAGCUCAGAAUAAAAGUAAAGUUUUAACAGCUCUAUCAAGGUUACAAAAGUCCGGACGUAUCAGUGGGUUCCAUGGACGCCUGGGGGAUCUCGGUGUUAUAGACGACAGCUUUGAUGUAGCUAUUUCUACAGCCUGUCCAAGGUUGGAUGAUGUUGUUGUUGAUACUGUGGAAUGUGCUCAGCACUGUAUCGACUAUUUGAGAAAGAAUAAACUAGGUUAUGCGAGGUUUAUUUUAUUGGACAGACUACGCCAAUUUAAUUUGCAACCAGUUGAUACACCAGAAAAUGUACCAAGGCUGUUUGACCUAGUUAAACCCAAGGAUUCAAAAUUUUCAAACGCAUUUUAUAGUGUUCUUAGAGAUACUUUAGUUGCUCGGGACUUGAAACAGGCUAACAACGUUGCAUACGGGAAGAGGAGGUUCAGAGUGGUCACCAAAGAUGGUAAGUUAAUUGACAUUUCAGGUACAAUGAGCGGUGGUGGAAACCAUGUUGCGAAAGGUCUAAUGAGAAUAGGCAAGAACCAAUCAGACGGAAUGGAUGAUUACACGGCUGAAGAAGUGAACAAGAUUGAGCAAGAAUUGUCUGAAAGGGAGAAGAAUUUCCGUGUGGCUAACGAUACAGUUCACGAGAUGGAGCAAGAACUAAAAAGAGUGAGAGAUCAAGAACCGGAUAUAGAAUCGCAAAUAUCAAGGGCGGAAAUGGAAGCUGAUUCUUUGGCUAGCGAAUUGACACUAGCGGAACAACAGGUACAGGAAGCGAACAUGGCGUACGAUAAGUCAGUCAAUGACACAGCGCAAUUGAAUAAAAUCAUGAAAAAUUUGGAACACUUGAGAGGUGAAUAUGAUGACCUUCAAGCAGAAACUAAAACUAAAAAAGAAAGGAUUAAAACGUUGCAAGACCAAAUCAUGAAAAUUGGUGGUACCAACCUGCAAAUGCAGAAUUCAAAAGUAGAAUCACUUUGUCAAAGGAUAGAUAUUCUAGUUGCUAAACUUAAAAAAGUUAAGUCUGGAAUAAGGAAAUCUAUAGGAGAUAUCACCAAGUUUCAGAAACAGCUCAAAAAUGUUGAAAGAGAUAUAGAACUAUCAUCCAACGAGUUAAAGGUCAUCGAGGAAAAAUCAGAACAAAUUAAAGUGGAUUUAGUAAAAAAUGGUACAAACGUGACUGAGGUACUGAACCUAAAAAGUGACUUAGAAGAGCAAAGUGAACAAUUGAAGGAAAAGGUGACUGUAAUGGAGGAAAACAUUGAUGAAUUCAAAUCAUUGGAAAUGGAAAUGAAGAACAAGUUGGAAAAGUUGAAUUCUUUACUAACUUAUAUCAAAAGCGAAAUAAAACAGCAAGAGAAAGAAUUGAAUGAACUCUCAAUUAGAGACGUGACUCAUACGCUCCUAAUACUAGACAAUAACCAAAUGGACAUCCUCGAUGAAGCAGUUGAAGAUGGACAGAAAGCCGAUCAAGAAGACGACUCCAGUGAAGUUCAAGGUGAAAAUCCAAGAGAAGAGGGCGAUAAUGAUCAUCACUGUUCUAUGAAUAUUGACGAAACCUCCGAUGAGGUAUCAAGAGGAAUACCAAGGCUUUCUGAAGAUGAACUAAAAGAGUUGAAUAUAGAGCUUCUCGAAGGUGAUAUCGGAGAACUAACCUGUUAUCUUGAUGCCACUAAUGUAGAUAUUGGAAUUUUAGAAGAGUACGCUAGGCGUUUGGCCGAGUUCAAAAGAAGAAAGCUUGACUUAAAUCAAGCUGUUCAAAAAAGAGACGAAGUUAGAGAACAAUUAGAGAUACUCAAAAAGAAAAGAUUUGAUGAAUUUAUGACWGGCUUCAAUAUCAUUUCAAUGACCUUAAAAGAAAUGUACCAAAUGAUCACCAUGGGUGGGAAUGCUGAAUUGGAACUUGUAGAUAGUUUGGACCCUUUUUCGGAGGGUGUCACAUUCAGUGUCAUGCCGCCUAAAAAGAGUUGGAGGAAUAUUACAAAUCUUUCAGGUGGGGAAAAAACUUUGAGUUCCUUGGCUCUGGUGUUUGCUUUACAUAAGUACAAACCUACUCCCCUUUACGUAAUGGAUGAAAUUGAUGCUGCUUUAGAUUUUAGAAACGUCUCGAUUGUGGCUAACUAUAUCAAAGAAAGAACAAAAAAUGCACAGUUCAUUGUCAUAUCGUUAAGAAAUAACAUGUUCGAAUUAGCACAGCAGUUGGUUGGUAUUUAUAAAAGAGAUAAUAGGACAAAAAGUACCACGGUCAAAAACAUAGAUAUCUUAAAUAGAAAUUAG
Saccharomyces eubayanus is the source of this 4251-nucleotide messenger RNA. RefSeq names its product condensin subunit SMC4 (gene SMC4). Gene Ontology annotation, biological process: mitotic chromosome condensation. The transcript has a single exon. Bases 1 to 4251 code for a protein of 1416 amino acids. NCBI's taxonomy places the organism in Eukaryota, Fungi, Ascomycota, Saccharomycetes, Saccharomycetales, Saccharomycetaceae. Gene Ontology annotation, molecular function: ATP hydrolysis activity; ATP binding; protein binding. Gene Ontology annotation, cellular component: chromosome. The record is from RefSeq and is a predicted model, not a curated record.